Callorhinchus milii (elephant shark) is the source of this 476-nucleotide messenger RNA. RefSeq names its product F-box only protein 16-like. The record is from RefSeq and is a predicted model, not a curated record. NCBI's taxonomy places the organism in Eukaryota, Metazoa, Chordata, Chondrichthyes, Chimaeriformes, Callorhinchidae. The transcript is spliced from 4 exons. Gene Ontology annotation, molecular function: protein binding. The annotation marks the transcript as partial.
AUCAGAAGAGAGCAGCGCGUUGCCGUGGUAACCCGGGCCCAACGCCGAGCCGAGAGGCUGCCCGAGGCCGUCAGGAGGAGGUUUGAAUGAAGUGACUCCAGAAACCCAACAUUGAGGGGAAGAGCCCCUGACUGAAAAAUGGCCUUUGCUCCAUCCAAGAUCAUGAAUGGCCCCAAAAUGCAGACAAAGAUGAGCACAUGGACACCGCUGAACCACCAGCCCACUAAUGACAAGGUGUUUGAAGAAAGAGGAGAAUUACUCGGCAAAUGGUUUGACAAGUGGACGGACAAUCAGCGCCGCAGGAUCCUGCUGGGCCUGUUUGAGAGAUGCUCACUGUCACAGUUGAGGUUCUGCCAGCAGCAGCUGUGGAGCAGAGUACCUGCCGAGGCUGUGGACCUGGCCUCUUUCCUCCCCCGAGUGCUGUCUUUGUACAUCUUCUCCUUCCUGGAUCCUAGGAGCCUUUGCGCUGUGCACAG